Coniophora puteana RWD-64-598 SS2 is the source of this 1305-nucleotide messenger RNA. RefSeq lists its product as uncharacterized. The transcript has 3 exons. The coding region runs from base 1 to 1305 and encodes 434 amino acids. The record is from RefSeq and is a predicted model, not a curated record. Lineage: Eukaryota; Fungi; Basidiomycota; Agaricomycetes; Boletales; Coniophoraceae.
AUGUUGAUCAACCUCAUAACCGGGAUUCUUAGCUUCGUUCGCUACAUCGUUGUAGCAUGCGUUGCCGGAACCGCCGCUAGUAUCCUCUGGCUCGCAGGUGCCCGGGCACCGCGGGUUACUGAGGACAAGGCCCAUCAUCACUUCAGACACAAGAAAUUUGCAGUCAUCGACAACAUCAAGGCAGGAUCUCUGGCACUCGGCGGCGCGAAGCCUCCUAACACGACUGUGGACUCGCUUUGGGAUGCAUUCCUCCUGACGCUCGAACCCCGUGCAUGGGCGGGCCACCUGAAUGUCGGCGUGAAGAGCGCGGUACACUAUGCGCUCGGACAGGAUCUAGCUAGUUGGCUGACGAUCUUACCCCGCAAUAAGUACCUUGACUUCAUCCGGUCCGCCACGAGCAGCAACACCGACUUUCAGCCAUCUGAGCAAGGAGAAAAGGGAGAUAAAAUCGAGUCUGCUGCCGAAGUACGGGCAAGAUGCAUCCAGGUCAUCAAGGCAGGCACUGCGCGCAGGAUACAGCUCCGGAUGCGCAGCCUGUCCAGAGUCCCCCUUGUGCGUUCGCACUCUGCCCCUGGUGUUCCACAGAUACAGAAGGUCGAGUCCCGCGUUCCGGAGAUACAUGCGGAGAGUACGCUAAGCACUAAGGUCGGCCUGGGUAUCAGCGCCGUUCAGGGUAUGAACGGGGCAGAGAAGGAAGCUUGGUGGCGAGCUCCAACUGCAGCACAGAUGGCGGGCACAGACGCCAACGCGCGCUGGGCGAACUCGGUGCUGAGGAGAGAUAUCGCAGAAAUGAUCAAGUCCAGGGCUCAGGAGCGAUUUGAAAAGGCUCAGGGCAUCAUUCGCGAUCAAGAUGAAAACACGGUCAGCGGCGAGUCUCGGGUACUCAACCUGGGCUACGAUGGUGCAGGUUCUCCCGCAGCGCUUGCUCCUUGCAGCUCGGUGCCCAAGAUUAACAUCGAAGCACCAUCGCCGGGGCCUCCUUCGGUUUUCUCAUAUGCCGAGGCUGUCAAGACCAUGGCGAACGCACGGGCGAAGAUUCCUUCGAAAAAGAGCAACCGAGUUUUCAGCGAGAGCAAAGGCAAGAACACUAGCCCUGAGCGCACAGAUGAAGGCGAGAAGGAGAACAACCUCGCGUCGUCGGAUGCCGGGGCAACACUGAGCUGGAGGCGAAAGGUGUCGCGUCCACCGGUGAAGACAUCUUUAUUUUCGGUGCUGCGUUCGGGCCAGAACAUGCAGACGUCGUGGGAUGGGGUUAAGCAUGGGAUGGGUGCGGGUGGAUCCAAGUCGACAGUCCAGCUGCGCUGA